AUGAAAGAUCGUUUGCAACAACUCAAAGAGACAUGUGACAGAGAUGACACAGAGGAGGUUCAGGUUGCAGUGGACAAUGCGGCCUUUAUGGACGAGUUCUUCUCCCAGAUUGAGGAGAUCCGAAUAAGCAUCGACAAGAUAGACGAGAAUGUGGUCGAAGUCAAGAAGCUCUACUCCGUCAUUCUGUCUGCUCCCACGCCAGACCAGAAAAUACAAGAUGACUUGGAAGCUGUUACCAACGAAAUCAAAAAACUGGCCAACAACGCUCGCAACAAGCUAAAGAGUAUCGAGCGGAAUCUGGAGACAAACGAAGAGAGAGUGUCAGCCGACAUGCGGAUCCGGAAAUCGCAGCAUGCCGUGCUGGCCAGGAAGUUCGUGGAAGUGAUGACCAAGUAUAACGAGGCACAGGUGGACUUCAGGGAGAGGAGCAAAGGGCGAAUCCAGAGACAACUGGAAAUUACCGGUAAAGUCACGACCGAUGAAGAACUGGAGGAAAUGUUGGAGGGGGGGAACGCAGCGGUGUUCACUGCAGGGAUUGUAGACUCGGGCAUCUCAAAGCAGGCGCUCAGUGAGAUUGAAGCUCGACACAAGGACAUCGUACGCCUGGAGAGCAGCAUCAAGGAGCUGCACGACAUGUUUGUGGACAUCGCCAUGCUGGUGGAGAACCAGGGUGGCAUGAUUGACAGGAUCGAGAGUAACAUGGACCAGUCCGUGGGCUUCGUAGAGCGGGCGGUGGCUGACACCAAGAAAGCGGUCAAGUUUCAGGCCGAGGCUCGCAGGAAGAAAAUGAUGAUCAUGUUGUGCUGUGUCAUUCUCGCCAUUGUCCUGGGAUCGGUUAUCUACAGCUUCUUGACAUAAAAUCUGCAGGUGUACAGACCCCCACCCUCCCUGGACCGACAGCAUAAUUGAUUUGAAAAAUGAGUUAGAUCUUGUUAGCA
Megalops cyprinoides (Indo-Pacific tarpon) is the source of this 938-nucleotide messenger RNA. RefSeq lists its product as uncharacterized. Gene Ontology annotation, cellular component: postsynapse; presynaptic active zone membrane; endomembrane system. The transcript has 11 exons. The record is from RefSeq and is a predicted model, not a curated record. Gene Ontology annotation, molecular function: SNAP receptor activity; SNARE binding. Gene Ontology annotation, biological process: exocytic insertion of neurotransmitter receptor to postsynaptic membrane; intracellular protein transport; synaptic vesicle fusion to presynaptic active zone membrane. Lineage: Eukaryota; Metazoa; Chordata; Actinopteri; Elopiformes; Megalopidae. The coding region runs from base 1 to 858 and encodes 285 amino acids.